GGACUGACUGCAUGGACAUAGCGAAAACUUUGUAACAGCUUUGAAAACGGCAGGAGAGAUUUCCUUGUUCAGUGUCGUCUUAGUGUAAAUAUCUUUUUGGUUGUUAUAGGACGGGCGAUUGCUUAUGGUUCAAGGCAGAAAGAGAAUGCAUAUCAAAAGUUAACUGCCAGUGUCAAUUCAGUUUUCCGGAACGGCGGAAGCUGUAGCGGAACACAGCACUAGCAGACGACGUUUUAGUUGUAGUAGCAUUUCGUGUAGGCUAAUGACGACCUUCAAGGGACGAUAAGACAUUAUUACCUUAGCUAACUGAAGUCUACCCUACAUUCGUGAUGUUGAGAAGGUUGUGUAAGGACCCCAUCACCCAGAGUCAGAAGUUAUGGAGAGUUGUCUCCCCUCGUUGGAUGUCCAGCUCCAGUGGUCAGCAAGAAGAGCUCACUGAGGGGGAGAAAAGGCUGCGGGAUAUCCUCAAGGCGAAGUUCCCAAAGGCAUCAGGAGUGGAGGUGACGGAUAUAUCAGGAGGAUGUGGAGCCAUGUACGAGGUCUGUAUAGAAGCAGAGGAGUUUCGUGGUCAUAGGACGAUCAAGCAGCACAGGAUGGUGAAUGAGGCUUUGGAAGAAGAGAUCAAAAUGAUGCAUGGUUUGAAGAUAAACACAGCCGUUCCCAAAUCCUGACAACUUUGGAAGGCCAUGAGAAGUAACGGUGUAAUUCUUGUGUAGUGGAUGAAAAUUUGUACCGACACAGUUUGAUGUUAUACUUUUAUAAUAUGCUCCACAGAGUGGUUGUGUGAGAUAAGGCUCAGGAUAUAGUAAACAGUUAAUGUAUACCAUAUUUCACCUGAAGUUAAGUAUUUUCAAGUGACGUAUAUUACCUAAUUCUGGUUGAUUGAUUCACGGUAUAAUUCCACUUAGGAGGGUUUUUUUUCAGAAGUUUGAUAAAUUUCUUUUCAGAAAAGCCUUUUGGCAUCAAAAUUAAGUAUCAUAUUUUAAGGCCUUUAUAUGCUUCUGAAAAUACAUUUUUACAUACAAACUUUAGGUGAAAUACAAUAUCUCAAUCGCUGGAGACUCAUACCAGACUGGAUUAUUCCUGCGAAAUAAAGUCUUUUCAAGAUAAUAUGAGCGGCUAAUAAAUAUAUAUUUAAAUGACGUACAUAGAGUUGAUACCUUAGCAUGCGAUUACAUGCAGUCAGGUAAUUUUCUGUUUACCAGCGUGAUAUGUCUGCGGAUACAUUGUCAAGUAUAUGCAUACAUGUGUAUAACUUUUCUGUGACAGUCCUGCAUGUACAGUGAAAUUAAUGAGAUUUAAUUUGCUGCUAACUAACCUGUUUGUAGAAAAUAAAAUGAAAUAAAACCAUCCAGCU
This is a messenger RNA of Liolophura sinensis, 1357 nucleotides long. Its product is annotated as bolA-like protein 3. Gene Ontology annotation, cellular component: mitochondrial matrix. Bases 330 to 671 code for a protein of 113 amino acids. Lineage: Eukaryota; Metazoa; Mollusca; Polyplacophora; Chitonida; Chitonidae. The transcript has 4 exons. The record is from RefSeq and is a predicted model, not a curated record.